AUGUCACGAUUCGAGCAGGAUAAAGAGAGUACAUUAUAUGUGGGCAAUUUGGAUGAGCGAGUGACGGAUGCCCUUGUGUGGGAACUUCUCCUCCAAGCCGGCCGAGUAGUCAACGUCCACCUCCCCAAGGACAGAGUGACCGGCAUCCACCAAGGCUUCGGUUUCGUGGAAUUCGCCAGCGAAGACGACGCCGACUACGCCGCCAAAAUCAUGAACCAGAUCCGCCUCUGGGGAAAGCCCAUCCGCGUCAACAAAGCCUCCGCCGACAAACGCACCGGUCCUGGCGGCACAGCCGAAAACGCCGGCAUAGGAGGCGGCGCAGGCGUCGGCGCCGACUUGUUCAUCGGAAACCUCGACCCCUUAGCCGACGAGAAAACGCUGUACGACACUUUCUCCCGGUUUGGACCCCUCAUAAACGCCCCCAAGAUCGCACGCGACGAUGGCGGGGUGAGCAAAGGAUAUGGGUUUGUCAGUUAUGCGGAUUUCGAGAGCUCGGAUGGCGCGGUGGAGAAGAUGCAUGGCGGGUUUUUGAUGAAUCGGGAGGCGGUGGUGCAGUAUGCUUAUAAGCGGGAUGGGAAGGGGGAGAGGCAUGGGGAUGGUGCGGAGAGGGCGCUGGCGGAGCAGGCGAAGAGGCAUGGGGUUAAGGUUGUUAUUCCGGCUUUACCGGCCGGGUUGGUGGGCGGGGCGCCGACGGGGCCGCAGGGGAUGAUGGGGAUGGGGAUGGGGAUGAAUGGUGGGAUGAAUGGUGGGAUGAAUGGUGGGAUGAAUAAUGGUGGUGGGAUGGGUGGGUAUGGUGGGAUGCAGAAUGGACUUACUGGAGCUGGACCACCGCAGCAGCAACAACAGCAACAGCGAACGCCGCAGCCCCCUCCAGCUUUCAACCCUUAUCAACAGCAGCAGCAGCAGCAGCAGCAACAACCAUACCAGCAAGCACCAGGCUACGGCGCUCCCCCCUCUCUCCAACCACAAAAUAUUCCAAUGGGCUACCCCCCGACCAUGGCCCCACCCAUACCACAACCAUACUCUCACCUCCCGCCCACACCAACAUACGCACACAACCCUCUUCCGCCCCCACCCGCAGGCUUCCCACAAGUACCGCAGGGAUUCCCACCACCGCAUAUGAACGGCUCAGCCCCUUCUCCUCUUCCUCCGGGGAGGAAUUACAACCAAUCCCCUCUCAACUCGGCACCGGCUGGGGCGGGUUUGCCGGCGCGUCCACCGCCUAGUACUGCCGGAUUCGGGAGUGCUCCGCCUGGGAUACCACCGCAAGGGUUCCCGCCUGGACAAGGGCCGCCACCGGGGUUUAGACCCCCGGGACAGGGACAGGGACAGCAGCAGCAGCGGUAG
Messenger RNA from Recurvomyces mirabilis, 1347 nucleotides. It is a transcript of the gene sap49, whose product is annotated as Spliceosome-associated protein 49. Gene Ontology annotation, biological process: positive regulation of mRNA splicing, via spliceosome. Gene Ontology annotation, molecular function: RNA binding. The coding region runs from base 1 to 1347 and encodes 448 amino acids. The record is from RefSeq and is a predicted model, not a curated record. Lineage: Eukaryota; Fungi; Ascomycota; Dothideomycetes; Mycosphaerellales; Teratosphaeriaceae. The transcript has 3 exons. Gene Ontology annotation, cellular component: U12-type spliceosomal complex; nucleolus; U2 snRNP.